Messenger RNA from Heterocephalus glaber (naked mole-rat), 346 nucleotides. NCBI's taxonomy places the organism in Eukaryota, Metazoa, Chordata, Mammalia, Rodentia, Bathyergidae. The record is from RefSeq and is a predicted model, not a curated record.
UGCGCGGGGCCACCAGGGGCCGGAAGUGGAAGUGGAGACGGAAGCGGAAGCAUUGUCUAGGUGGGGAAUCCGUGAGCGAAUCUGGAGUAGUGCUAUGGAUGGGCCCGGACUUAGGGAGCCGAUGCUGGAUGCUAAAUCCGAGGUCACCAACCAGCUUAUAGAUUUUCAGUGGAAACUGGGUAUGGCUGUGAGCUCGGACAGUUGCAGAUCUCUUAAAUAUCCUUACGUUGCAGUGGUGCUAAAAGUGGCAGAUCAUUCAGGUCAAGUAAAGAACAAAUCUUUUGAAAUGACAAUUCCACAGUUUCAGGUUUGUAGAUUAAUUGAAUUUUAGUACAUUUUUCUAUAA